Messenger RNA from Punica granatum (pomegranate), 1805 nucleotides. Lineage: Eukaryota; Viridiplantae; Streptophyta; Magnoliopsida; Myrtales; Lythraceae. The record is from RefSeq and is a predicted model, not a curated record.
UUGGUUGGCUUAGAUUUCUUGGUUCCAUCCGCUAAUUCAGCAUCAAAUUUACUAACAAGAUUCACUUUUGUCUGGGACAUGUUUUCAAGAACAUGCUCUGUCACUCCUCCACACUAGUGUGAAUUGUCUGUUUUGCCAUUCAAUGCCAUAACAGACAAUGGGGAUUUACCGGUCUUGUCUUCUAUGGCUUCUGCACACUCUUUCCAGCAGAGGAGCAAAUGGAAGGGAUCAAAACCUUCAAAUUGAAUUUGCCCAGAGAAUCACAAGAAGUUUGUCUCAUCACCGCCACUUUCUGUACCAUGCAAACCACAUGAUCCCCAACUGCAAAAGGGGCAACUAUUGGUUCUUCCACUCAUCUCACUCUCACAAUCAUCUGAUGAUAAGAGAUGAUGGAUGCCUCUUCUUUGAGGCUGCAUUUAUUGCCUAUACAUCCCGAGUACACUAUAAAUAGCUGAGCAUUUGGUUGCCGGGUACAACAAUAAAUAGGCCAGGAAUACAUAAAGAAGGGCAAGCACAAGCAGUUCAAUCAGGAGACGAAAUGGCGGUUGUUUUCCGGUUGUCUGUCCUGCUGCAGCUGCUGCUGUGCUUCACUGCUAGAGGUUGCUCGCAGCCGCAGCAGCCUCAGGUUCCUUGUUUCUUCAUAUUCGGGGAUUCCUUGGUGGACAACGGGAACAACAAUAGGAUGCUGACUCUCGCCCGGGCGAACUACAGGCCUUAUGGGAUCGACUUCCCAUUGGGAGCAACCGGCCGGUUCACCAAUGGUCGGACCUACGUCGAUGCUCUUGCUCAACUUCUGGGCUUUCCGAAUUAUAUCCCACCCUAUGCAAGAACGAGGGGUUCAGCAUUAUUGCGGGGGGUCAAUUUCGCAUCGGGAGCUUCUGGGAUCCGAGACGAAACUGGAAACAAUCUGGGAGGCCACACAUCGAUGAACCAGCAGGUGGAAAACUUCGGGGAUGUGGUGCUUCAAAUGAGGAGGUACUUUCGAGGAGACAAUGCAACACUACACAGCUACUUGAGCAGGUGCAUAUUCUACGCUGGACUGGGAAGCAACGACUAUCUCAACAACUACUUCAUGCCUAACUUCUACACCACAAGCUCGGAUUUCACGGCCAAAGCUUACGCUGCUGCCCUCCUGAAGGAUUACACACGCCAGCUCACUCAAAUGUACAACUACGGUGCACGAAAGGUGAUUGUUUCAGCAGUCGGCCCUAUCGGAUGCAUACCUUAUCAGCUUGCACGGUACAACGGCAACAGUAGCCGGUGCAAUGAAAAGAUAAACGAUGCAGUUGUCCUCUUCAAUACCGAGCUUAGGAAGUUGGUUAGCUCUUUUAAUAAAGGUCGGAUACUGCCUGAAGCUAAGUUUGUCUAUUUAGACUCAUACACAAGCUCCAAAGAUCUCUACCAGAACGGAGCAUCUUAUGGGUUUGAAGUGAUAGACAAGGGAUGCUGCGGAGUGGGAAGGAACAACGGGCAGAUAACUUGUCUUCCUCUUCAACAGCCUUGCGAAGAUCGCACUAAGUACCUGUUCUGGGAUGCCUUUCAUCCUACCGAGGCAGCCAAUAUAAUGUUUGCGAAGACUUCCUACAGUUCCAAAACGUACACUUAUCCCAUCAAUAUCCAACAGCUGGCCUCCUUAUAAUGUAGCGCUUGCUCGAUUGAUUCGAAUGUUUCAUUCGUUUGGUUGCCCAGCUCCAGCUCCUUGUAACUUCGAUGGCCUGCCUUCGGAUUUUUCCCUUUCUCUAGACCGGUGAAACAGUAAUUGCCACUUGCUUGUUCUGAAUAAAGUAACAUAACGGUUCAAGAAA